Molecule: messenger RNA, 393 nt
Organism: Symbiodinium natans
Lineage: Eukaryota; Dinophyceae; Suessiales; Symbiodiniaceae
Source: the annotation of a GenBank genome assembly
AUGACGGCAUUGCUCCUCAUCCAGAAGGUCAAGGAGCAUGCGUUCCCCGUGCAGGGGGAGGAAGCAUCCGAGCUGUUUAGGCAAGGGCAGUUGUUGACAGGACCUUUGUCCAAGCAGCCAGGUGAGCCCAUGCUAUCCUACAUUUCCCGGCGAAAGCGCUGGUGGACCACUUUGAGGGAUUUGGACCCAGAAGUGCGUUUGUCUGAGGCCAUGCGUGCAAACCUGCUUGUGGAGUUGUCCGGCUUGUCGCGCCAGGAGCAGCUCACGGUGCGCGCUGCUGCACAAACAGAAACAGUGGACGAGUAUGCACGCGUGUUAAUCAGGCAUCACAGCGUUGCGCACAUGCGCGAGUGUCUACUUGUCGACAAGGACAAGCCAACUUCGCGACCAUGA